AUGGCUCCCAAGAUCCCUUGCAAUAUUGCAGGUAGAUGCUCUUCAGCAAACGAUAGUAAACACGAAUUCUCCAGAAUUUUGUCCCAUUCCACUUCUCUCUCCUAGACUAUCCUCCUUGUUUCUGACAAUGCACCCCAGGCUUGUGAUCGUGGCAGCAUUGAGCCUCUGGCACAGCACAGACAUCUUUGUGCCAUGACAGCAGUUCUUAGGCAACAGGGCAUCUCAACCCCCUCUGUGCAAUGCACUUGCAAAAAUUUUAAAAGCAGAGAGUCAGCUUUUUUUUUUUUGCCAAAAGAAGCAGCUACUUUCUUACAGGGUGUUACUUCGUCAUUUUGUUUGUUUGCUAGUUGAAAAAACGCAAUAAAAACAUGUGGCUUUAUUGUUUCAAAAACCAUCUGCACACCAUACAUUUAAAGCACGGCCACCAAAGAAUUCUGGGAACUGUAGAAUUUGUUAAGGGUGCUGGGAACUGUAGUUUGGUGAGGCUUGAACUACAAUUCUCAGAAUUCUUUGGGACAGGUCAAUGUGCUUUAAAUGUAUGGUGUAUGUGCAGGAACACACAGAGAGAAUGUGUGUCUUUGUGCGCAUACCCCUAAACAUUUUGUGAAUCUAAGUUUGGUCUCAGUGAGGGGCAGUAUUUCAAUAUGAGUAGGAAAAUGAGAGUACCCCCUAAACUUUUUGUUUUUUAAAGAAAAAAAAGCACUGUUUGUGCGUAUAUGUGUAAAGCCACUUUGGCAUCUAAGCGGCAUAUAGGUAAAGAAAUAAUAAUUAACUGUGUAUAUGCACAUCUUGAUAGUUAAAGGGAGCGGCUGUUUUUUGUGUGAUUCCCCUGCCCUGAAUCUUUCUCUGACUUGCCAAAACUUCUGUCUUCUGCAAGUGUUUGUCUUCUCUAUUGUGGCUUCGACAGUAGCACAUGGAUGUGGUUUAUUGAGGCGCCUAGGGAGUGUUCUUCGUUAAGCCUAACAGCUUGUCUUUUGCUUUGCACAUCAAUUGAGCUUCUUAAUUAAAAUUCACCCCGGUGAGAAUUAAAAGCCGCACUGCCCAGGGACCUCUCCCCCUCGCCUCCUUCCCCUGACACAGUUUCAAGCCAAGAUGAGGGAAAACAAGGCCUCUGAUUGGACAGCGACUCUUUCCUGAAAUUGUUUGCAUUUUUUGGACUCUGCUUUCUUCUCCUCAAUUACUCUCUCCUCCUUGGGGGGAAAGGAGCAAGUUUUUAAAAACAUAAUACAAUCAAGUCUGGAAUUUUUAUGCAGAGUAUGUUGGGUUGGAAAGAACUGAGAAUGUGUACUAGAUUUUCUGUUCCCAUUUAGAAAAAAGAGCAGAUUUGUUAAAACAGAAUAGACUUUGCAACUCCAAAGCACAGAGGAGGAAAAAUGAUGCUGAUCAACCACGCAUUACAAUCCUUAGGUUUUGUACUUGGUAAAUGAUUUAUUUUUUUUUAAAUUGCCUGUUCUCCAUGAGACUGCUGUAAAAAAGGAGAGAGAUAUGGAAAACGUGAAUUUCUAAAGUUGAAAGUUUGGCAUAAAUGGAGGCUUUUUGUCUAAGUGCAAUUGCUGUGCAGGGUGGGUGAUUUUCAUGGGGCUGUGACUAGGGAGGGAAGGGUUAAAUUACCCUUCCUCCUCCUAGUGCUUUAAUGCACCCUCUAUGCAGUAAAAGAAACCCAAUGAAAAUUGCUUAUCAUUAAAAUAAAAUAUUGCUUAUCAAAAAAAUUGUAUUAUCCUUACUUUUAACGCUGAUGACACUGAACACUUUGAAUUUAAUGUAACAUGGCACUGAGCCCUUUAGUGUUAUAAUGAUUUUAUUUCCUUCAGAGAUGGUUUUAUUAUAAUAUAUAUAAUUUUGUGGCACAGGCUUGAAUUUCACAGAGUUGCAUCAAAUGGACACAUUUUGAUUGUGGAGCUUUGUAUAUGCAUGCAAAAUGUCCUCCAAACUCCCCUACGCUCAUCUCCUCUGCUGUUGUUCGCUGGCUGAUUGGCAGCUGUUUCAACAUAUCAUUCCUUCUAGUUGUUGCCUAAACUAGGGCUCCUUUUUCCUGGUCAUGUGAUUGAGACUUGGCCACUGUGAGGAUGUCACAGGCCUAUCAUGUAGCCAAUCAGAUCUGGCCAGCGCUAUCAUGUAGCCAACCAGAUCCGGCCAUGUGCUGACAUCACAAAGCCAAUUCAUGGCAACCUUUCCUGCCCUCACUCUGAGCGAAACCCUUUUAACCACACUGGAAUUGCCAGGCAAGGGAGAGGUACCUACAGGUUGCCAAAGCUUCCCUGGAAAAUUGCCUUUUGUGGGGACUCUGCUCCGUUUCAGCCGAAGAGCUGAAGGUGCUGGUGUGGGCUGGAUCCUGUUCCUGGAGACACUUCUACCACAUCCAACAUUUCAGGCAGUGCCGGAUUUACGUACAGUGGUACUUCGGGUUAAGUACUUAAUUUGUUCUGGAGGUCCGUUCUUAACCUGAAACUGUUCUUAACCUGAAGCACCACUUUAGCUAAUGGGGCCUCCUGCUGCUUGCCGCACCGCCAGAGCAUGAUUUCUGUUCUCAUCCUGAAGCAAAGUUCUUAACCUGAAGCACUAUUUCUGGGUUAGCGGAGUCUGUAACCUGAAGCGUAUGUAACCUGAAGCGUAUGUAACCAGAGGUUACUGUAUAAGCUAAACAAGCUAUAGCUUAGGGCCCCACUUUCUUGGGGCCCCCCAAAAAAAUUAAAGGAAAAAAAACACAACUGGAUGUGCAUUUCCAAAAUAUACGAUAAAAAACAAAUAAAAUAAAACCUACAUACAGCAACAGUGUUUUGCGUUGUAUAGGCUCUUAUGAUGUAAGUAAUGGGCCCCGCCUGCUAGCCUGCUCCCUAAAACAUCACUGGUUUGCUCAUUUCUAUAUAUAGGGUGCCUACAUAAAAUAGAAAUUUUAUGAUAAAAUACAUAUUUUGUUAUGUGCAAAUGGCUUGAGAUACCUAUUAGGUCCAUAAAUUACCAUAUAGCAUAUAUUCAACACAAAAAAACCAGUAACAAUUUGUUCUUGACAAAGGACAGCUGGACAUAUAAAGGGCCCCAUUACCUUCAGUAGCUUAGGGCCUCAUCAAACCUAAAUCCAGCCCUGAUUUCAGGUCAGGGUUAGAUUGCUCUGUUAGUUCUUUCCUUCACACCUUUCUACCACGAUUUCUAUUCCUAUCUUUUGAAGAGGUUUUAUCUCAUGCUCAGUUUGGAAACACCUUUAUGCCGCAUUGCAAGGUGAUUUAUUUUGCGUAAAAUGUUAACGUAGGUGCCCUUCUGUCACUUCUCCCAGCUGCCCAUUAGAAUUGUGUUUUGGCAGAGCUUAAAUCCUUGCACAGUGUUUAAAUGCUCCGAGUCCCUUAAGUACCGGUAGAUUUGGGCACCUUUUUAAGAAGCACAUUAAAAGUCCAUAUAUUACCACAUUGACACCUUAGAGCAGGUUAAUAGUUGAGGGUCCCUCAAGGGGUCUUGGGAGAUGUAGUUCUGUGGGAGUGCAGAAAACUCACUCAACGUUGAUGCCAUAUUUCUCCGAUGAAAAUAGGGACGCCCUAAGGAAAAGCGGGACAUUCCAGGAUCCAAUCAGAAACCAGGACUGCUUCUGUAAAUCUGGGACUGUCCCUGGAAGAUAGGGACACUUGGAGUAAGGUUGCUUUACGUCCGGAAUUUCCCAGACGUAGUGGGGAUUUGGCCAUCGAUUGCAGUGUCUGGGUGGGGAUCGCUGGAAUGUCCGGGGAAAUCCAGACGUAUGGUAACCAGUGUCGAAAAAGUAGUUUUUGGCUCAAAAUAGCUCAAAAAUGUUUUUUUUAAAAACGUUUGUUUCCGGAUUUUCACUUUUUGAAACAUAUCAAUCCUAACUUGGCGGUUCUGUGAUAACAGGCAAGCCCUGAUUAUUUCCUCUACAAUAUUGUUGUUCACUGCAAUGGGAAUCUAGUGGCAUACAGACGACUGGGCUGCUUUUCCCUGAAUCACAAAGAUCACUGGGAAGAAGCAUUGUGGCACUGUGAAAAUUAUGCAGUUUUCAAGAUUCUCCAUAGCUGCUAGAAGCGAUUACAUAGCAGUGCUUUAUAUGUAUAGUGAGGAGGCAGCCAUGCUCUGUAUGCCUGACUGCCUUUGUAUGUUUGUGUUACCGGAAUCUCAGCCCUGUUCAGAUAUCCUUGCCCACUGCUUGAUGUACUACCAAGUGAUGACUUGCGUGUUUGAAGGAGCCUUCAAAAGACAGAUGACAGCUACACUUUCCAAGGGAGGUAGUCAGUAAGGGAGGUGCAAGAAUAUCUGGUCCCUGACACUCAGUUGAUCCACAUGGUCAUUUUGGGGUAUUAAAAAAUGUCUGUAGCUAUUUUCCUGCCCCCUUAGCCAGUGCCAGAUUUACGUAUAAGCUAAACAAGCUAUAGCUUAUGGCCCCACUCUCUUGGGGCCCCCAAAAAAUUUAGAGGGGGGGAAAAAAGCCUGGCUGUACAUUUCCAAAAUAUAAGAUAAAAAACAAAUCAAAUAAAACCUACAUACAGCAACAGUGUUUUGUAUUCUGUAGGCUCCUAUGAUGUAAGUAAUGGGCUCCGCAUGCUAGCCUGCUCCCUUAAAAUAUCACUGGUUUGCUCCUUUCUAUAUAUAGGGUGCCUACAUUAUGCAUAAGGGACAUGGGUAGCACUGUGGGUUAAACCACAGAGCCUAGGGCUUGCCGAUCAGAAGGUCGGCAGUUCGAAUCCCCGCGACAGGGUGAGCUCCCGUUGCUCGGUCCCUGCUCCUGCCAACCUAGCAGUUUGAAAGCACGUCAAAGUGCAAGUAGAUAAAUAGGUACCACUCCGGUGGGAAGGUAAAUGGCGUUUCUGUGUGCUGCUCUGCUUCGCCAGAAGUGGCUGAGUCAUGCUGGCCACAUGACCCGGAAGCUGUAGGCCGGCUCCCUUGGCCAAUAAAGCGAGAUGAGCACUGCAACCCCAGAGUCGGUCACGACUGGACCUAAUAGUAAAGGGUCCCUUUACCUUUACCUUUACAUUCUGCAUGGACUGGUUGCCUGGCAACAUGCGCAAAUGGCUUUAGAUACCUAUUAGGUCCAUAAAUCACCAUAUAGCAUAUAUUCAACACAAAAAACAGAGACAAUUUGUUGUUGACAAAGGACAGCUGGACAUAUAAAGGGCCCCAUUACCUUCUGCAGCCUAGGGCCUCAUCAAACCUAAAUCUGGCCCUGCCCUUAGCCCAUACUAAACGCAUACCCUCCAACAUUUCUCCAAUGAAAACAGGGACAUCCCAUUCCAUAAUGAUAAUCUUGCUAUUUAUACUGGUUUGCUCCAACCACUCUGUGCAGCUUCUAACAUAUAUAAAAACAUAAUAAAACAUUAACAAAAAACCCCUUCCCUGUACAGGAUUGCCUUCAGACACCUUGGGAGUCAGAUAACUCCAUACCCUCCAACAUUUUUCCAAUUAAAAUAGGGACAUCCUACAGAAAAGUGGGUUAUCAGAAACCAGGAUAUCUUCUUUAAAUCAGAAGCAUCCCUGGAAAAUAGGGACACUUGGAGGGUCUGUAAAUAUUUGCAUGGUGUAAAUCCUGCCUUAGCGGAGGAGUGGGGGCCACGUGCUAGGGUGUGGCUAAAUUUGGCAGAUGGGCAGGGCUGUCUGCCUGUCAAUCACGUAACAUCACAACCGGGGAUCUGGAUUCAUAAUGGUCUGCUGGGAUCUGGGCUCUGGGCUAGUGGUUGAGGCUCAACUUUGAGCCAGGACUUACCCUAUAGAUUUGUGAAUUAAUAUCUCAGCCCCUAUGAGUUAGUACUAGAGGGUUCCUGGGUGUACACAGAGAGCCACAUGCAGUCACCACAACCUGCCCACCCACCACAAAAAUUGAGAUUUUUGUGUCACCUCUUCAUUUAGGAAUUAGGAACUGAACUGUGACUAAUUGGAACAGUGGGCAUUUUCAGAUUUGUUUUUGCACCUGCGGGUUGACAUGUGAACACAGUGCUUUUGAGCAUGUGCAGAGUGCUUUUUUCACCUAACUGCAGUGGUGUAGCUAGGUAAUUUUAAACUCCAGACUCCAUGCUAUUAUUGAGGGGUAGAUGCAGAGAUUCCAAAGGACCUUAUAAAAUUGUUUAUGUAUGCUACAACCGCAGCUAGAACAGAAUUUGCCCAGAGGUGGAAAGAAGAUAUUAUUCCAACCAAGGAAGAGUGGCCGAUCAAAUUAAUGGACUAUGCCGAAAUGGCAAAAUUAACAGGUGUAAUAAGAAACCAAGAGGGCGAAAUAGUUAUUAAAGAGUGGGGAAAAUUUGUGGAAUAUUUGAAAAGUUAUGGCACCAGCAGGGUUAACUUAAAACCAGCAGUUUAAUAAAAAAUGAUUAUUAAGAGAAAGAAAAGAAUAACUUAAAGAGGGAGUUAUGUGGAAAAUGCAGUAUAUAAAAAAUCUAAAACUAAAGAAAAAACCACAAAAGGAGGGGAGGUUAGGCAAAUUCAUAGCUGUUGUGGAUUACUUGUGAGUUAUGUGUCUGGUAUUUGUAUGUUUGUAAACUUUUGAAAAACCAAAAAACCCACCAAAAACAAAAACAAACAAACAGUGCUAUUAUGGGGGGGGGAGAGACUCUCUUUAGAAGUUAGUGGGUAUACCUUGGUCGCUUCAAAACUGGCUCUCUUGGUCAUUCUGCUGAUUGGGGGGGCCCUGGGUGUCCGCCCCAAAAUCCUGCUUGACAGCAUCAUCAAGGUCUUUGAGGACAUCAGGGGCUCUGAGGUAGAUUAAGAUUCCUAUACCACCCUCUUGGAAAUCGAUUCCAGCUCCUGUGCUGAUGCAUUUACCAGAUUUCAAGCACUCCAAUCAAUCAAUCAAUCAAUCAAUCAAUCAAUAAAAUUAAAAAUGCACAAAACGGCUGAUUUGAGAAUUCAGUUUGUGUGAAUAGCUGUGUUUUCAGCAUCAAAUGAUAAUGAGCAAAACAACAACAACAACAACAGAUGGAGUAGCUACUACAAGGCACCGGUUUCCAAAUACGCCCUUCAUCAUUGUAUAUACAUCUUGCAAUCUUAUGAUUGUACAAUCCUCACCGGGAAGGAAAAAAAACUUUCCCGGUGCCAUUUCGAGCAAGGGUUGAAGAAGAUGAUACAAACACAGAUUUCUUUUUUUAAAAAUACAUUCUUUAUUGAAAAAUGUAAAAAGUACAAAAUUACAAGUGCACAGAGUAAGAUAAGACACGAAAAAGAAGAAGAAACAAGAAAUAGUACCCAUGCAGAAAACAAAGCAGAAAAAAGAUGUUGUAUACAUUAAAAAAAGGGGGUGGAGGCUUGUUAUUGUAGUUAACCAGACCUUAAUCUAAUACGGUAUUUAUGAACUGGAAAAAUAAAAAUGUAUCUCUCUUUAAUGAUUGAAUGGAGAAUAAGGAUAAGCUUGCAACAAAUGAACAAGUUGUGCACAAACGUAGACUUGCCAUGGACAAAUGUAAGGAUAUUUGGAAUUCGUUUUUAUAAAGAUGUAACCACAGAUUUAACAGGAUCCCACCACACACCCCAUCCUGGUGGUUGCAUGCAUUUAUCCAAAUCCUGGAUGAAUCCUUGUCUGGUUAUAUGUUAACAGUCGCUGGAAUUGGGCCAGUUACUUACUUCCUUUCCCCUUUCCCCUUUCUGUUUGCUUUCGAAGACCUUGAGAAAUCGACCAUCAUUGAGAACGGCGAAAUCCGUAUCAACGGCAAAGGCAAGAAGAUCCGCAAGCCACGCACGAUCUACUCGAGUCUCCAGCUCCAGGCCCUCAACCAGCGCUUCCAGCAAACCCAGUACCUGGCAUUACCUGAGCGAGCAGAACUAGCAGCGCAGCUGGGCUUGACCCAAACCCAGGUGAGAUGUUGCAAAUGUCCUUUAGUUCAUUUAUCUGUAACAUAACUUCCCUCACCCCCAAGUUCCUAGGAGUUUAGGGUCUGACCUACACGUAGGGUGGCCUGGUGAGAAAGAGGACUUCAAUACUUCUGUUAAAAAAAAAGAAAGGUAAAGGACCCCUGGACAGUCAAGUCCAGUCAAAGGCGACUAUGGGAUUGUGGCGUUCAUCUUGCUUUCAGGCCAAGGGAGCUGGCGUUUGUCCACAGACAGCUUUCCUUCUUUUUCCAAAGAAAAGGAAGAAAAUAAAGAGGAAAGGAAAGGAAUGCAAGGCCCUUUAUCACAAUUAUAUCUUAACCCUUAUUCCAUGCACAGAAGAGUGAAAUCUCCCAGCUCUCGCUUGGGAGCUCCCCCCCCCCACUUUUCCCAGUCUCCCACCCUGGAAUAUCCUCUCUGCCCUGCCCCUCACACAGGACCCUUCAUCUUCUGCCCAUCACCUUCCUGCAUCUUCAUUAAUCCAAGAUGGGGAACCUCAAAAAGCAGAGCAUAAAUAUAAAUAGAACCAGGACAUUUUUUUCAGCCAGAACUCAGUUCCAGCACCCCUCAGAUGGAUGCCAUUGCCAUUAUAAGAGAACGAGGGAGGCGUUCAUGGUGAGUUCUGGCACCUCUUUUUCUAGAAAAAUAGCACUGGAUAGAAUGAACAGAAAGAAAACAAGAAUUAGAGAUCAUAGAGAGGUAAGAUACCCCUGCAACCCCUGCUCUUAAUUACUACAUCCAGGGCCAGAUUUAGGUUUGAUGAGGCCCUAAGCUACUGAAGGCAAUGGCGCCCUUUGUAUGUCCAGCUGUCCUUUGUCAACAACAAAUUGCCACUGUUUUUUGUGUUGAAUAUAUGCUAUAUGGUGAUUUAUGGACCUAAUAGGUAUCUAAAGGCAUUUGCACAUAACAAAAUAUGUAUUUUAUCAAAGUAAUUGUUGAAAUGAAAUACAAUUAAGAAGAAAUAUAUGAAUAGUGAAAUACAAUUAAGAAGCCCAAGUUUGAGAAACAAGGUACCAUUGUAUAUAGAAAUGAGCAAACCAGUGAUAUUUUAGGGAGCAGGCUAGCAGGCGGGGCUCAUUACUUACAUCACAGGAGCCUACACAACACAAAACACUGUUGUUGUAUGUAGGUUUUAUUUUAUUUGUUUUCUAUCUUAUAUUUUGGAAAUGUACAUCCAGGUUUUUCCCCCCUUAAAUUUUUUUGGGGCCCCCAAGAGAGUGGGGCCCUAAGCUAUAGCUUAUUUAGCUUAUACAGUGGUACCUCGGGUUAAGUACUUAAUUCGUUCCGGAGGUCUGUUCUUAACCUGAAACUGUUCUUAACCUGAAGCACCACUUUAGCUAAAGGUGCCUCCUCCUGCUGCUGAGCCACCAGAGCACGAUUUGUGUUCUCAUCCUGAAGCAAAGUUCUUAACCCGAGGUACUAUUUCUGGGUUAGCAGAGUCUGUAACCUGAAGCGUCUGUAACCCGAGGUACCACUGUACGUAAAUCCAGCACUGACUACAUCACACUAGUUGUGAUAGUCCAGUCUCUCUUUAGUAGCUGUGUAGUAACAGUAGCAGAAAAUGCAAUAAUUUUUCUGAUAAUUGAAAUUGGAAUGAAAUGUUACCGUCGUUUCCCAUUCUCUCCAUUUCUGAGCUUAUGGCUGCGCUUGUCAUUCUUUUCGUAGCCACAACUGCCCAGCCUACGGUCGAGAAAGAGGUGACAGCAGGCUUGAGAGGUUUGCAGAAGUACAAGAAACGCAUUUAGGGGAGGAUGCAUUGCGUAGUGUGGGACCCAAUAGCAGCUAAGCACGCACUGAGCAUGCUCAGUGGUUGUGGAAUGCUGACGGACGGUUUCAGGGAGGUGGUGGAAAGCGAGGGAGCAAGGGAAGGGAAGGGAGAGGCUGGAAUCCUGGGCAGCAACACUUUGCACCGGUGGUGACAUUUUAUUGCGCAGGUGUGAGUGACUGUGGCAGGUGCCGGGCAGAGUGAGGUGUUCUCUGCCCAGAAGGUGUUGCACUCUUCCUUAGGCAAGACACUAAUGGAGAAAGCUCAGGAACAAACAGGAGGAUUGUGGGAAUGGGGUUGAGUGGAAAUGAAGUACGAGGCUUUCCCCUGUGGCUGGAAAUGCUUCACCUGUUGAAUUUCUGGCUGUGCCCCCAGUAUUUAAGAAGCACGGGCUCCCUGCCAGGAUGACAACAACCAUGUAUAUUCAACUGGUAAAGCUUAUGAACUCCCCUUUUGGUGCGCCAAAUCCAAAGGCACGGUCCGGUGAUGUCUGUUUCCAUGUGACUCGUGCUGGAGUCUCGCCCCCUGGAUUUUGCCCACGCUUUGGGAGAUUUUAGGGGAACUGGCACUAUCGAAAGUUUCUUCCACUCACCCAGAAGCUCUUCCUCACAGGUGGUUGAGCAGCUUAAGGAGAUCGCUCGAGACAGACAGAUGUCAGGGGUGAGCCCAGAGCCAGAGGCAUAAAAAAGAUUUAUUUUUAUUUAGGCAGAGAAGGAGAGAGUCAAGUAAGAACCUGCCAAAUCUGCACACUGAGAACUUGUGGGGUGGGUGAGGGCAGGGAAUUGUGUUGUAGGACUGUGAAGCGUUAUAAAAUGGGGUUCUUCCUCUGUGGGAUAUCAGAAUUAGCAGGUAAACCAAACGUGAAUAGAAAAAAAAGGCAGCAGUUUGUUUUGGUCUCUUUCCGAGGAGCUAUGGGCUGGAGCACAUGGAAUAUUCCGAACUGAAUAGCUCCCCCAAUUGGCUGCUUGGCAGAUAAAGGUGCUAUAUGUGUAUUUCACAGAAUCAUAAGAGCUAGAAGGGGACAUAAGGGUCAUUUAGUCCAGCCCCCUGCAAUGCAGGAAUCUUUUUGCCCAACCUGGGGCUCAAACCCAUGAUCCUGAGGUUAAGAGGACUCAUAUUAUGUCAUAAAAUUGACACACCGCUCGCUUGUAGAAACCUCAAAGCAGUUUACGAAAAGAUAAAGCAAUGAAAUCAAGAGAGAGAAAAUUACAACAGCGCUUUAAAACGUACAAAAGUUAACAUGCUAAAACAGAUUAAAAUUAGAAUAGGUUAGCCCAUGGAAUUUUUGGCUUUCGGGCAGGGGAGGAGUUGGUAUUCUGCAACAAAUUCUGGUUCCGCAGUGGAAUGAAAGAGUAACAGCAAAAGUCAGGACUCUUGCCUCAGUGUGAGGCACUUGCGGAAACAAGGAUUUUAGAUAGUGUGCAAAAAGUUCCUCUAUACUUUGGACACCACAAGCACCCUCAGCUUGCACACUUAGACACUGUGUAGCGUCAAGUUCAGCCAAAAUAAGUAAACAGGAUAUUGUUUGUAUCGGCUUGUAUCUGAGUAGGAUUCAAAAACUCAUUUUGUUCUGUUCAGUGUUUUAUUUUUGUGUUGUGUGUACUGGUCGUAAAGUGUGGCUCCCAUUAUUAUUAUUAUUAUUAUUAUUAUUAUUAUUAUUUUAUUUACCUGUUUUACCCACUUUUUAAAAACGUUUUAAAUGAUAAGUUGAGCUUUGUUUUACAUUCUUGUGAGCUUCUUUGGAAAGGGUUCCUUCCCCUCUCAAAAAUGUCGGGGUAUAAACUUACUAUACAAAUAAAUUGUCUUCCCUGGUGCACCAAAUAUGACCCUAUACUCUUCUCUGAAACUUCAUCAGAACCAAAGAGGUUUAGUUUUAGGUCUUGAAGAAGUCUGUGAUGCAUUUAUGCUACAGUUUUCAUACACACCAUGCAUUUAAAGUAUAUGACUUUCUGUAAAUUAUGGUUUCCAAUAUUUUUCACAGCGAUGGGGCAAAUUUAGCCCCUCCCUCCCUUUAAUAGAGAGAGAGAGAGAGAGAUAACUUAGUAUGAAUAUAAUGUUGUUUUUAAAAAUUGAGCCUUGUCGCCUAAAUCCACUUGCUCAGGGGAGGUCCAUGGUGGGCAAUAUAUAUAUUUUUCUUUUAAAAGAGAGCUCGAGGUGGUUUCAGGGAGUCUUCGCUUCUUGUGGGGUGCACAUUUAUUUUCUCCCAACCUCCCUUCUGGACAAACAGGUUUGGCAGGUUUUGGAGACAAAGCAACAACCUGCAGGACCUGUUUUUCCGGGGAUGAAAGUGGGAUGAGUUCUUCACACCAUGAGCAAGGAUCCCUCUUCUGAGCCACCCUUUCUCAGGAGAAAAUAAUCUGUCCCAAGCUCUCUCUGUUUGUAUGUUCAAUAAUAAAGGCUGAUGGUGCAGCUUGAGCAGACAAAACUUCCUUAUGCCAGCAUUGUCUACCUUUGUUGGCAGAAGCUCUCCAGAGUCUCAAGCAAAAAGGGGGUUUUCACAUCCCUGCUACCUGACAUUCUUUGAUCUGGAGAUCCCCGAGAUCUAGGUUGCAUCCAUACCAUAUCUUAUACCACAUUGGCUUCUCCCAAAGAAUCCUAAAGGUAAAGGGACCCCUGACCAUUAGGUCCAGUUGUGGCCGACUCUGGGGUUGCGGUGCUCAUCUCGUUUUACUGGCCGAGGGAGCCGGCAUACAGCUUCCAGGUCAUGUGGCCAGCAUGACUAAGCCGCUUCUGGUGAACCAGAGCAGCGCACGGAAACGCCGUUUACCUUCCCGCCGGAGUGGUACCUAUUUAUCUACUUUCACUUUGACGUGCUUUCGAACUGCUAGGUUGGCAGGAGCAGGGACCGAGCAACGGGAGCUCACCCCGUGGCGGGGAUUCGAACCGCCAACCUUCUGAUCAGCAAGUCCUAGGCUCUGUGGUUUAACCCACAGCGCCAUCUGCGUCCCCAAGGAAUCUUGGGAGGCCAUAAUUUGCAAAGGUUGCAGAGAGUAUUUAAGAGACUUGUCACAGACAGUGGUGUAGGUAGCCACUCGGGUGCCUGGGGUCUCCUGGGGUCUCAGGAGAGUCGCGUGGCUCAGGCACGCUGCAGGUACCACAGUGUGAUGCCCAGUGCCCCCCGCCUCACCUAGCUACGUCUCUGGAUUAGGCAGGUUCAUGGAGGAGGGGGCUGUCGAAGGCUACUAGCCAUAAAGGCUGUGCUCUGCCUGCAUAAUUGGAGACAGCAGUGCUUCUGGUUUCUGGAAAUUGCUUGAGGGGAGAGCGUUCCUGCAUUGGCUAGGAAGGGGGGUGCGGUGGGAGUGGGAGUUAUUUUUUCAAAAACACACAUUUUUUGCCAUUUUGUCACCCCCCUCAAUGAUGACACCCGGGGUGGCCUGCACCCACUGCACCCCCCUUCCUACGCCACUGGUCACAGAGCUACAGUCCCCAGAACUCUUAGCAAACUACGGUUCCCAGGAUUCUUUGGGGGAAGCCAUGACUGCUGAAGUGGUAUAAGAGUGCUUUAAAUGUAAGAUGUGAGCGUGACCUGGAUUUCAGACCUCCUGCGUGCAACAUACAUUCUCAGCCAUUGAGCUAUGACCCAUUAGCUUCAACCUGGCCUUUAGCCCUGGCACCUAUUUUAAACGCUCACCAAAUGGAAGGUGUGCAAUAAGUCUAUUUUCUACCACAUCGUGGCCCCAGCUGGGGCAAAAGGGAGGUGUACGUUGCUGGCGGGGUAUUAGCACUGCACUUUAAAUUGUUAUAAGCUGCCCUGGGACCUUGGCAUUGAGGGCAGGUAAUAAAUUUAAAAUACAUAUUAUUAAUAAUAGUGGAAUCACAGUCCCAAUCCUUCUGGCUACUUUUCACUUAUGAGGAACCAGUUACUAGGAAGAUUAGCCUCUAGUGAAUCUUCUUUUGCAUGCAAAAAAAUUUUCCCCAAAGUUACAGGUGCCUUGACACUAGAUUCUCUCCCCCCUCCCCAUUGUUUCUCUCCUUCUGUAUUUUAAACUAUUACCCAGUAAUAUAUGACAAUCCAUCUGCUCCCCCUGCUACACUGCACUCCUAAGUUUUCAACAUGAUGAGACGGGGAUAAUGUAGCACAUAAGAAGGGAAGACUCUGGAGGGAUAAAUCACAUAUUUUUCUACUGCUUCUCCCUCCAGUAGUUUUCCACCUCCUCAAAAUGCCCUGAAGACCAAUGUUUACACUUUGCCCUCUCUGAUCUUUCCACAAAUGCCAUUGUGCAACCAGCUUUUUUGGGGGGGGGUGGAGAAGAAGGAAGAAAAGGUGGGGGAGGAGAACUUAUUGAAAAAGUUAGCUGGGGUCAGGCAGCAACAGAGCGUAUUAAAAAGGCAAGUAGGGGCAAGUAGCUGCUGGAGGUUGCCAAAAUAUGCAGCAUGCUUCACAAGCCCUGAUCUUUAAUCCUUGCAAUAGCCCUAGGAGAUAGGGCACGAUUAUUCCCAUUUUACAGACUAGGAAAUUAAGGCAGAUGGAAAGAGGCUUAUGGCAUUGGAAGGCACCAAGAGGCAAGGCAACCCCAGCCCCUUGCCUUGAGGCAGGAUUAUCCAUUCACCGGCUUAUCACAGGUUGACUUAAAGUGUUUGGAAAUUUCUGGCCUCAGAGGCCAUGCCACAUGAUCCAAUAGGUACCAGGCUGCAAUAAAUUCUAGGGUAUCCUUCUCUAGACGCAGUUCCUUUAUUGGCACAGUCCCCGCCACACAUUACUGUACUGCUGCUUUGAGUGUCCAUGCCUACCCUCCAACUCAACCACUGAGCCCAGGCUUGCCGAUCGGAAGGUCGGCGGUUCGAAUCCCCGCGAUGGGGUGAGCUCCCGUUGCUCUGUCCCAGCUCCUGCCAACCUAGCAGUUCGAAAACACACCAGUGCAAGUAGAUAAAUAGGUACCGCUCUGGCGGGAAGGUAAAUGGUGUUUCCGUGCGCUGCUCUGGCUUCGCCAGAAGCGGCUUAGUCAUGCUGGCCACAUGACCCGGAAAAAGUGCCUGCGGACAAACAUUGGCUCCCUCGGCCAGUAAAGCGAGAUGAGUGCCGCAACCCCAGAGUCGUUCGUGACUGGGCUUAACUGUCAGGGUCCCUUUACCUUCAUUUUAAAACAGAAUCACUCUUUUGGAGGGUUAAGGGCAUGGGUGAGAGAAAGUCCCAGCCCACAAGUAGAAGUCUUUGCCCUGAUGUGAUGGGCUAGUUGAAUCCUACCAGCAAUACCACCACCAUUUUGCCCUUGGUGGAAAUAGCACCAGACAGUGCCGUUCAAGAACAUUAUACACAAGUGGUUUGACAUACACAUCCCCACACUGCGUAGGUGCAUAGGAUCAAAUGUCUUAAGCAGAGUCAGGCCACAGGCAGGACCAGUAAAGGGCUUCCUUCCUGUAUGAAUGUUACUACAAGUCUGAGUGUUUGGCUGAGUCCAUAUAUGGCAACUUCAACACAGUCUGGAAAGGAAUGCCAAGACAAUUCAAUAUGUGGCAGAAGUUCUGCAUCCAAAUUUUGACUCUUUAGAAUUUUUCCAACGCUUUCACAUUUGAGUUUCAACUUGAGUGUUGCUGGAGAACAUUGAGACAAUCGGGGCAAGUGUUGACUUGCAUAUUCAAUAUUCGACCGCACUACAGUUCUUGAACCUAACACUAUUCAUGAAUGCAAAGGGGGGGAAGACCUUUAAGAUGAGAAAAAUAUAUAUAUUUUUAGCAAGGGCGUUCAAGAAGGAAGAACUUGCUUGAUGACUUUUUUCCUUUCUUUCUCCUAGCCUUGUUUUGCUUCUCUCAACUGGUUGCUGACCGAAAUAAAUUUAGGCUGCUUCUCUGCAUGCUCUGUUUACACCUUUCCCUCUCUGUUAUCGCAGGUGAAGAUCUGGUUCCAGAACAAGCGUUCCAAGUUCAAAAAGAUUAUGAAGCAGGGCUCCAGCAUCCAAGAUGACCACCUCCACAGUUCCUCAUCCUUGUCCCCUUGCUCCCCCAACAUCCCCCCACUCUGGGACAUCCCCAUGGCCUGCAAAGGCCCUCCCCUGCCUCCCAGCAGCUACAUCAACAGUUUUGGACCUUGGUACCACCAACCGCAGCACCAAGACGCCAUGGGGAGGCCUCCGGUGAUGUGA
Messenger RNA from Podarcis lilfordi (Lilford's wall lizard), 15630 nucleotides. Lineage: Eukaryota; Metazoa; Chordata; Lepidosauria; Squamata; Lacertidae. The record is from the annotation of a GenBank genome assembly.